Dermochelys coriacea (leatherback sea turtle) is the source of this 3062-nucleotide messenger RNA. It is a transcript of the gene CAPSL, whose product is annotated as calcyphosine like. The transcript is spliced from 5 exons. The coding region runs from base 110 to 736 and encodes 208 amino acids. Gene Ontology annotation, molecular function: calcium ion binding. Lineage: Eukaryota; Metazoa; Chordata; Testudines; Dermochelyidae. The record is from RefSeq and is a predicted model, not a curated record.
GAGAGAAGGAGGAGGUGGUGGGGACAGAGACAGGACCAGUUUUCCAAGCUGAACAAGAGAGCGUCCAUAGUUUCAGGUAGAAGUAACAGGUUGCAGAUUAACGUUAAAGAUGCCUGGUACAGCGAGGCAUGACCGAGACAUGGCAAUCCAAGCCAAAAGAAACCUGGCCAAAACCACAGACCCAAUUGAGAGGCUUCGGCUGCAGUGUCUAGCAAGGGGAUCUGCAGGCAUCAAAGGACUUGGCAGAGUAUUUCAAAUUAUGGAUGACAACAAAAGCAGAACCCUUGAUUUCAAAGAAUUCUUGAAAGGGUUAAAUGAUUAUUCCGUGAUGAUGGACAAGGAAGAAGCUCAAGAGCUUUUCAGGAUCUUUGAUAAAGAUGGCAACGGAACAAUAGACUUUGAUGAAUUUCUUGUAACGUUAAGACCUCCAAUGUCUAAUGCCCGAAAAGACAUCAUCAUGCAAGCGUUUAGGAAGUUUGACAAAACCGGUGAUGGUAUUGUAACCAUUGAAGACUUACGGGGGGUGUAUAAUGCAAAGCAUCAUCCCAAAUAUCAGAAUGGAGAAUGGACAGAAGAUCAAGUUUUUAGAGCCUUUCUAGAUAACUUUGAUUCACCGUAUGAGAAAGAUGGGAAGGUUACAACAGAAGAAUUCAUGAACUACUAUGCAGGAGUCAGCGCUUCAAUAGACACUGAUGUCUAUUUCAUUAUCAUGAUGAGAAAUGCUUGGAAAUUCUAACUGUACGAUUAAGGAAACAAGACAUUAUUUCCAGCUUCUUAGCUCCACAUGAUUAAAUGUGCAUAAUAUUGUGGGAAAGGUGACCAUAUUAGUACCUUGUAGUCACUGUGCUGAUUUCAAUAUAUCAGAAGAGAAAAUGCUCACUAUACCACAUUGUUUUGGCAGAACCAUGCUGAGCUGAUGGACAUCAUAGGCUAAGAGGAGAUUUGGUAACCCUGCGAAUAAUCACGCUCCUCCCUUUUCCUCCUGCUCCCCUUCUCUAUGUUGUUUCUUCUCUCAGAUGAGUAACCAGUUUCUCCUCAGACAUGUGUGGUAGGCAUCUUUCAUUCCCAAACAUGUUUCCAAAUUCAUGUCAGAAGCUGCAGCUGUGUUUCAAAGAAGGUACCAUAGCACCAGAGCAGAGGAUUCUGGGAGGUAUAUACUCAGUAUAAAUGUAUAGGCAUUUUUCUAGCAUGUAUACUGUCCUAAAGCUCCAUAGAUUUAUCUUCCUUCUUUUUACUUCUAUUCCUUUAUCAAAGUCACCAGUGGGAUAGAUGCUUUACAAUGUUCUCUUGUAACUGUGCAAUUGGAAUACCUACCAGUGCUCCACCCAGUGUCUAUGCUGGACCUAAACUGAAAGACUAUACAUAUUACUAAGAUACUUCUCCUGGGAAUUUUUUAUGAACUAAAUAACUUUAUAAUCUUAUUUUUUCUUGGCUUUGCUGUUGAAAAAGACUGGACAUUAGUUAACUGGAAGAGAUAAUAGGACUCUCCUGUCAUGUCAGUGUCUGUGAGAGCUGAUGUCUGGUCAACUACCUGUAAGAAGAAGGAUGGUGAGAGAAGGGGCCUGUCUGAAAGCCAUACUUCCUCUAAUUAUCCUUGCUUUGUUUCCUUUUCUCAUUUCUCUUAUGUCAGUUUGUCUUUGUCCCAGAGUAAAUUGUUGUCAUUGUGUAAAUGGUUUACAUGAAGCAGGAUUUACUCAAAUUAAUUUGUGCAAGUGUCAUAUACUUGUGUUUUCAAUCUCUCUAUCCUUAGUAAAAGACUAGAGGUUUUGACAACAAAUCGAGCCAUGUUCAGAGCCAACAAAAAGUGCUAUGGGCCACAUUUUCACAAGCGCUUAACAUCCAGAAGUGGAGCUAGAUUUUCAAGAGCUCAGCUCUUAUUUACAUGCCAAACUAAGUGGCCUGAUUUUCAAAAGUUCAGUGUGUGAUUUUGAAAAUCUGACCUUAAAUGUCACAAUAGCAGUUAGUAGCUACUGAGCACUUUAAAAUCUGGCCCUGAGCUGUUUGGAAACCUGACCUUAUGGGAUACACACUUGCUAUUUUGUUUAAAUACAACCUAUCAUCACAACAGUAGGUAUCUGGAAUUCCUCACCACAGCUGUGCAAUCUCAAUGUUUUCCUUGAUCUGGUAAGAUUCUGCACACUUGCAUAAAUUAAUAACUGUGGAAGUUGGUGCAACUGGAAAGGGAAAUUAUUUUGAUUAGAUAAUGUGUCAUCAAGGAAAUGAGGGCUCUUUACAUAAUGUGAUGCUGUUGUGGACCAACAAAUAAAUUCAUGUGCAUGAAGUAGAAAGGUGCCUUACCUGAAUAAUACAUGUACCAUUUCACAUGCUGGCAGUUAUAUGUAGCCACUUUCUUAUUAAUUUAUUUAUUGGGUCUGUAACAGGUAUAUUGUAUACCUUGCACAUUUUAAAUAAAGAUGUAACAUUAGUGGGCUGUGAGAGUCACAAAGUGAAAAAUGAUCCCACUCUGGCAUAUACUGUAUCUGAAGACUCCCAAAAUCCACAGUGAUAUGUUGUGCUGACAUUUAAUCAAGUGAAGUGAAAAGUUUUGUUUUACUAACCUUAAUUCUUGCCCAGUUUGUCUGUUUAAUACUAACUAUAUAAAAUUCUAACAUUUAUUCAAGGCUAAGUGCAAUAUACCUUUUUCAAAUGCAAAUUUUUCUUUGUAAAUGGAUGAAAAGCUCUGACACUGCAAAACGUAUUGUCCCUGAUCCUACACUAUUAAAGUCAGUGGGAACUUUGCCAUUAACUUCAGUGAGCAAAGGAUCAAGAUCAUUGUGAUUAAUGAAAGAUCACUGCUUUGAGAUUAGAUUUCCCUUCUCUUUCUACACCAACUCUGAGUAAUAGAACUUUGUGCAGGGAAAUGAGUGAGGUGAACAGGGACAGAAUUGGUACAUCCUAUUCUGCAGACAGCAGGACUCUGUGGCCACUAUUGCAAUAGGCUGAAAACCAGGUGAUCUCCCUUUGGAUUCUCUGUAAGUAAGUUCUUGGCCACUAGCGCACAUGGUCUGCCACAUCCUUUUUUCUGGAAGUCAUUAUACAUGAAUAAAGAACCCUGAAAACUU